Athene cunicularia (burrowing owl) is the source of this 1230-nucleotide messenger RNA. It is a transcript of the gene ESAM, whose product is annotated as endothelial cell adhesion molecule. The annotation marks the transcript as partial. NCBI's taxonomy places the organism in Eukaryota, Metazoa, Chordata, Aves, Strigiformes, Strigidae. The transcript is spliced from 6 exons. Gene Ontology annotation, molecular function: cell-cell adhesion mediator activity. Gene Ontology annotation, biological process: homophilic cell-cell adhesion. Gene Ontology annotation, cellular component: adherens junction; plasma membrane. The record is from RefSeq and is a predicted model, not a curated record.
UAUUCAGCCGGAGGUUCUCCCAGCCCGGCAGGGGGAAAUAGGGAUGGGAGGGAACGGCAUUGUCCGGCAUCCUCCGGAGCAGCCAUGAAACCCUUCCCGUGGCGGGGAGGGAGGAAGAACGCCUCCCCGGCCCAGCCGCCCGGCGAUAACCUGGGAUUGUUGGGUUUCCCCUUGGGAAGAAGGAGGUUUUUCCAACAAUCGGUGGGUUUUUACAGAAAAGCAGCACCUGGGGUUGAGUCACGUCCCGUUUUCUUCCCUCUCUGGCCGCGGGCAGGCGUCUCCUCGGCGGUGCUGGAGGUGCACGUGGGGACGGGGUCGGUCUUCUCGGUGGAAGGGCAGCAAGCGGUGCUGCCCGCCUGGUACACCAGCCACUCCCAGAAGAAGCCCUAUGUCACCUGGCUGCUGGAUAAGGAAGAUGCUGACCCCUUCCAGAUCCUGACCUACAUGGACGGGGUGAUGAAGGUGGAGGAGACAGAGCUGAAGCCCCGCGUGAGCUUCCUGUACCCUAUCCUCACCCACAACAUCUCGCUGUUCAUCAACGCCACCCGGGAGCGUGACUCGGGCCAGUACAUGUGCACCGUCAAUGUGGUGGACGACGCCACCAGCACGGGCAAGAACAUCGGCGUCAUCAACCUCACCGUCCUGGUGCCGCCGGCCCCCCCCACCUGCCGCCUGCACGGUGACCCUGCCGUGGGAGCCAACGUCACCUUGAGCUGUGCCUCCGAGAAGGGGAAGCCCUCACCCGCCUACCAGUGGCAGCGCACAGCCCCCACCCUGCAAGUCUUCUUCCCCCCCGCCCAGGACCGGGCCAGGGGCACCCUCAAGCUGACCAACCUCUCCCUUGACUUGUCGGGCGUCUAUGUCUGCGUGGCCGAAAACCGAGUGGGUUCAGCUGAGUGCAGCAUCAUCCUGGAGGUGCACUCAACUAGCACCAAAGCUGUCAUCGCCGGUGCCGUGUUGGGUUCCCUGGGUGCCCUUGCCACCGUUGUCUUCUUUGCCCGCCGUGUGGUCAGCUACCGGAGGAAAAAACGUGACAGCCAGGAAGAAGCAGCCAAUGAGAUCAAGGAAGACGCUGUGGCCCCCAAAACUCCCUCGUGGGCCCGGAGCCCGGCUGCGGACACCAUCUCCAAAACCAGCACCUUGUCCUCCAUCGCCGGCCCCCGGGAGAGACCCUACGGAGCCAAACCCCCCUCCGACACCGCCUCCAUCCUCACCGCCACCGGCAGCUAC